AUGGUUCACAUGACGGGUUUUUUAUCCGAUCUCCAGGCCGGACGUUCCUCCUCCACCGUCCAAGUCCGUCUGCUUCGCUACUGGGAAGCCAGAAACUUCCGCCGUGGUGGAGAGCUCAUGGGUGUGGACAUGCUCCUCUUGGAUUCCCAGACGACUAUGAUGCAGGCCUCCGUCAAUUCACACAGGAUCCCAAAAUUCCGGGAAACUCUCACUGCCGACAAGAUGUUUACUCUAUCAAGUUUUGAUGUUAUCUCAUGUACUCGGAACCUCAAGAUCACCGAAUCACCUUUCAUUAUUCGGUUCAAUGAUUAUACUGAAUUCAUUGAGAUGACCACCCCAUCCUCUCCCUUGCCCUUGGAAGCGUUCCGUUUCCUUUCUGGAACUGAGUUGCUCCGACUUGCUAAUACAAAUAGUCAGCUCACGGAUGUUGUUGCUGAGGUUACUGGAGUGAAAAGCAACGUGAGAAAUCCUCCAAAGAAAAAAAUCAUCUCAUGA
This is a messenger RNA of Eruca vesicaria subsp. sativa (arugula), 495 nucleotides long. Lineage: Eukaryota; Viridiplantae; Streptophyta; Magnoliopsida; Brassicales; Brassicaceae. The record is from the annotation of a GenBank genome assembly.